This is a messenger RNA of Symbiodinium necroappetens, 1074 nucleotides long. The record is from the annotation of a GenBank genome assembly. NCBI's taxonomy places the organism in Eukaryota, Dinophyceae, Suessiales, Symbiodiniaceae.
AUGCCGUGGAGUGAAAAGAUGGUCAUGCGUUCGCUUGAGAAGUGGAGUGCAGUGUUUGCGCGAGAGGGAGAGGAGACAGAGGGACAUGACGACGACGAUGAAGAGAUGAUUCCUGUCUUGGAGGAGCCUAAUCCCCGCUCCUCGACGUCGUCAGGUGAUGUGGCUGUGGAGCGGCUGGCCCCUCCGCGACAAGCAGUGCGAUCUGGUUUGUCGAGUAACGGCAUUUGCUUCGAGGUGCCGCCUGGACGACAUCUUCAGGAGUCCGUCAAGCACGGACUGAUAAAGGUAGAGACGAUAUGCGUAAAAUGGCUCGUGAAGUUGCUUGGGCUAAGAACUCAUUGGUCCGUGAACAUGGCUGGUCACCAGUUGCUUUGGUGUUCGGACGGGAGCCUCGAGUCUUCGGAGAGCUUCAUUCACAGGGGAAUCCUACUUCGUAUCAUCCUUCAGUGGGAGAUCCAGGCGCGUCAGAUGCUGCUACGCACUGCCCAUAACAGGACUCGGCGGCUCCCCAUUCCGAAGAUAGGUCCUGGCUAUGUUGUGGGAAUUCAGGACCGCAACGCCUGGGUGACAUGUGGUGGCAGGUGUUUCUUGGUGGCUGGUGAACACCUUAAGGAAGCCAUAGGAGAUGAGCAGCAUUAUGGGGAUCCUGAACUCCAGAAGGCCUUGGCUCUUUUCAAGAAGAUUCCCAAAGAGGCCACCUAUGAAGACCUCCUUGGCCAAGCGGAUCCCGAGAGUGAACCACAACACGUUGAGCAAGAGCCCCUCGCCCAAGAUGUGAGUGAAGACAUGGAUAUCGAUGAUGAUUCGAGUGAGGGUCUUCCUUCAGAGUACCACCGCUUGAAAGCUCAUAUCGGAUGGCAUGUGGACAGUAGGACUCGAAAAGAAACCUGCCUCGACGACGAGAAGGAAAUUCCUUUCGAUCUGAUUCCCUCUGAAGAGAGGGAGCUCUACAGGGCCGCUGAGGACAAGGAGUGGCAGAAUAAGAAUGCUGGUCUGAAGGAUCCUUUUGACAACGACUUACCCGUGAAGGCCAAGGACUCAAAGGUCUUCAUGAAGCCAGUAUACGGGCGUCCC